GUGACAACCAACUCCCACUGUAGUUUACAACCUCACUCAGUCCAGGAAAAACGGCACAAAGACAAGCAGCAAAAUGAAGCACCUGCUGUUUUUGGGGAUUGCUUUUGCUACAUUCCACGUCUGCCGCUCGAAUACUCCAGAUUUCUGUAGAUUGCCAUCUGCUGAAGGUGAAGGGACAAACUUCAACAUUAAGCUGUUUUAUAAUAUAACCGCAGAUGAGUGCAAUCCGUUCGUAUUCAAAGGACAAGGAGGAAAUGACAACCGUUUUGACAAUGAAAUCGAGUGUAUAAGAAACUGUUCUGUCAACGCUGAGAAAAUCUACCCCAUGGAUGCCUCCGAAGCUUGCCACUUUAAAAAGGCAAAAGGUCGAUGUAAUGGCAAAUACUUGAUGUACUACUACGAUUCUGUCCAUAAGAAAUGCAAAACGUUCUUUUGGACUGGAUGCGUUGGAAACGGAAACAGAUUUCGCACCAUUGAAAGUUGCAAUUCCACCUGUACUGGCAUCCAUGAUGAAGGUGACGAACCAGAGGAGGAUGAGUCAGACACCCCUAUUGCAAUCAUCUGUGGAGUUUUGCUCGCAGUCAUUAUUGCCAUUAUCAUCACAGUUACGAUUGUCUUGACCGUUAAAUCAAAGAAAAAGAGCUCCAAGAAAAAGGCAGCAGGGAAAAGUAGAGACCCCAAGUUGGAGUCACCUCUUCAAGAGCAGGGACUUGAAAUGUCAUAGAAAAUCAAGCCACCAUGACAGCAAAAUGUGGAGUCUUUACCAGCUUGGUUUUGUAUUAUAACCCUUCUAGUCUGGAUACCAAACAUAUCAGCUAAUUAUAACAUUUAAGCUGAACUUUGAUGUUUUAUUGACAUGGUAUAUUCAUUACAAUACUGUUCAAUUUUCUAUUUUGCUUCCCCUCUAAAAUAUGUGCAAGGUGCUCUUUAUAAAGUUGUAUUUUUUCUAGGGAGGUUCAUCCUUUACUUUCAUCCAGCAAUCCAAAACAAAUCUGAUUAGUUUAAGUGAAAUCAAAAGAGUUAAUAGUUAGUUAAUCGACAUUAGUAAAUAGUAAAAAAUUCAUUAGUAACCAGUCUGUCAUCUGACAA
Molecule: messenger RNA, 1089 nt
Organism: Scatophagus argus
Lineage: Eukaryota; Metazoa; Chordata; Actinopteri; Scatophagidae
Product: BPTI/Kunitz domain-containing protein
Exons: 6
Coding region: 74-724 (216 amino acids)
Molecular function (GO): serine-type endopeptidase inhibitor activity
Source: RefSeq, a predicted model, not a curated record